Molecule: messenger RNA, 330 nt
Organism: Solanum lycopersicum (tomato)
Lineage: Eukaryota; Viridiplantae; Streptophyta; Magnoliopsida; Solanales; Solanaceae
Source: RefSeq, a predicted model, not a curated record
AUGAGCAAUUUUGGAGGUAACCCAAAUGAUGAGCUUUCCUUCUACAAGAUUGUUUUGGACCCUCGUAUGGAAGAACUGAGAGUUCCAUCGACUCUUGUGAAUCGUAUGAGGGAAGAAACAAUGGGAGAAGUGUUGCUAAAAUGUGGUGAUGGUGACAAGUAUUGGAACAUAACAACACGUGAGGAUGGAAACUCGAUGUACUUCCAUGGUGGUUGGAAGGAAUUUGCGUUGGAGAAUCAUAUUCAAAUGACUCAAGUUUUAUUCUUCAAUUACGAUGGAGCGAAGACAUUUACUGUGCGCAUUUUCGACAAGAACGGAUUAGAGAAAUGA